Molecule: messenger RNA, 2613 nt
Organism: Prunus avium (sweet cherry)
Lineage: Eukaryota; Viridiplantae; Streptophyta; Magnoliopsida; Rosales; Rosaceae
Gene: RIP5
Product: ROP interactive partner 5
Source: RefSeq, a predicted model, not a curated record
UGUGUUUGUUUCAAGGGAAAAUAAUGAUACCCUUCCGAGAAAAUAGUGUUUUCUUCGAAAAUCAAGAGACAAGCUGAUCUGUGGGGGGUUUCAACUCACAUAAUACAUUACCAAAAAGCUUUGAGCAGUUUUGAGAAAACCAUUUUGUGUUCUUCCAUUUUUAAACUGGUGCCCUCAUUUCACGGCAGAACUGGUGGAGGGAACUUUUUCUCCCUAAUACGAAACUGCCCUCGUUUGGGAGCGAAAUUAGCUGACUAUGUUCCUUGUUAGGAUAAGGGGUAUUUCUGUAAUUUGGUCGGCUAGCUGUGAUUACAAUGAUGGGUCUUGAUCAUGGUCGUGUGGGUCGCAGGCACUCAAGUGGUGAAGCUUAAAUUAGUUCAAUCUCAUUCUCACCUUUGUUCCUAGAAAAGGGCAGUUGAAUAUGCAGACCCCAAAAGCAAGGAGUGGCUCCUCUGAAGUGCCUCAAAGGGUCUCUCCACCUCAAAGGGUCUCCCCUCGAGUUGCUCGCCAACUCAGGCCAACUGCAUUGGAGACUGAUUCUGCAUCUACUUCAAGUCAAGCUAGAAGAAUAUCUAAAGACAAAAGCCCAAAAGUGAAUGAGCGGAGAUCACCCAGAAGUCCAUUGCCUGAGAAGAAGGGCCCUAGUAGAAUAUCUGAAUUGGAAUCUCAGAUUUCUCAGCUCCAGGAAGAUCUGAAAAAAGCAAAGGACCAGUUGCAAUCUUCCGAAUCAUGCAAGGAAAAAGCUCAGCAAGAUGCCGAGGAGUCCAAGAAGCAAUUACUGUCCUUGUCUUCGAAGCUCGAAGAAUCCCAGCUGCAGCUUCCGGAGCUUUCUCUUUCUGAGGAAGCUCGUGUUAUCAAGCUCCACAAGAUAUCACAAGAAAAAGAUCGAGCAUGGCAGGUCGAGCUUGAGGCUGUGCGGAAGCAGCAAUCAGUUGACUCAACUGCCUUGGUAUCUGCCAUUGAUGAGAUUGAGAGGCUUAAGGGGCAACUUGAAUCACUAGCUGCAUCUGAGGCUGAGCAGACAAAGCAUGCAGAAUCAGCAAAUGCCGAGCUCCAAAGCUUGAAAGGAAACUUGGCAGAAACGCUUUCUCUUUUGGAGAACAUGAAGAACCAAUUAAAGGACAGCAAGGAAUCAGAAGCUCACGCACAAGCACUGGUUGGUGAAACCCUACUGCAGUUGGAAUCUGCAAGGACAACAGUGGAGGCACUCAGGUUAGAUGGCAUGAAAUCAACAGAAGCUUACAACUCCAUUGCUUCAGAGUUAGAUCAGUCAAAGGCGCAUAUAAAUUUACUAGAAGAACUUGUUAGCAAACUCAAGGCUGACCUAAUUAUUGCAAGCAGCAAUGUUUUGCAAAAUCAGACUGGUGACCAUGACCUUCAGCAGGAAUUUGGAGAAAAGCGAGAGAAUAUGGAAUCAAACCAGACUGAGGCAGAGUUUCACACCUUGAAGUCUGAAGUAAAACGGCUAAGAUCUACUCUUGAAACCGCUGAGACCAAAUACCAUGAAGAACAAACUCAGAGCACAGUGCAGCUAAGAAGUGCUAAUGAACUGGUGGAGCAGAUAAAAUUUACAUCUAGUCAGAGAGAGGGGGAACUGCAGGCAGAACUGAAGAAAACCAAAGCUGAAAUUGAAGAGUUGAAGGCACACCUGAUGGAUAAGGAAACUGAAUUACAAUGCAUUUCAGAGGAAAAUGAGGGGCUGAAUUCCCAACUUGAGAAGAGCCUGUCAUGCCAGAGAGAGUAUGAACUGGAAAAGGAAUUGAAAGAACUGAAAGGGCAUGUUGCAGAUUUUAAGGCUCAUUUGAUGGAUAAGGAAACAGAACUACAGAUUAUAUCUGAAGAGAAUGACAUGCUGAGAUUGGAAAUCAACAAAAUCCAAAUGGACAAGAGUAAAAUAAACAAUGAGGUAGUGGCUGAAGUAGAGGCAGCAAGGUACGCGGAGCGAGAGGCUCUCACGAAGCUUGGGAUUGUGAUGGAGGAGGCAGAUAAGAGCAACAAGAGGGUAGCAAGGGUGGCUGAACAGCUGGAGGCAGCUCAAGCAGCCAAUGCAGAAAUGGAGGCAGAACUGAGAAGGCUAAAAGUGCAGUCCGACCAGUGGAGGAAGGCUGCUGAAGCAGCUGCAGCCAUGCUUUCAGCCGGAAAUAAUGGCAAGCUCAUGGACAGAACUGCAUCUUUGGACAGCAGCUUUAAUCAUGUUACUGGGAAGUUUGGCUCACCAUACUCUGAAGAUAUGGAUGAUGAUUUACUGAAGAAGAAAAAUGGGAACAUGCUAAAGAAGAUUGGAGUCUUUUGGAAGAAGCCGCAGAAAUGAAACGCCGCCGGACAGAUGUUAUGGUUUUGGGGGAAGAGCUAAUCCAGUUGGUUUAAAGUUGGCAAUCUACUAAGCUUCUAUUACUAGUGUAGCGGCAGCAAUGCAUAGAUUAUUUUGGUUCAUUCCCUUUAACCCAGAAGAGAGUUUAUAAUUAUGAAUUUUCUGCUAUAUGAAAAAAUUGAGCUUUGCUGCCAUGAGUUGUGGAAGGUAUAUAUGUAUGUAUUAGUUAAGGACAAAUAUUACUGUUAUGUGAGACAUUAUUUACUUAUUAAAAUAUCUGGGUUAGCUCCUUCCCCUCCUUA